Molecule: messenger RNA, 965 nt
Organism: Suillus clintonianus
Lineage: Eukaryota; Fungi; Basidiomycota; Agaricomycetes; Boletales; Suillaceae
Exons: 2
Coding region: 205-645 (146 amino acids)
Source: RefSeq, a predicted model, not a curated record
AAAUAGACUCCGAUCAUAAAGAGGCCCUCUGUUUGAAACCUCACCGCUUUCAGCCUCAAGUUUCCUCGUGUUCGGAGCAUGUAGCUACAAAGCGUAUUCUUCGGACGUCCUUAUAAAGGUUUUGUUUGUCACUCCAACAAUGAGUUCCUCCCUUUCUUCGUUCUCUCCUUCCUCCUGUGGAUCCAGAUUCCUGACACUUUAUCCAUGGGUGCUGCUGCGCUCACAUACGGUGCCGAUGCACAUAUCCGGCAGUCGGCAUCUUCAAUAACCUUUGCCACCCCGUCAACGUUGAAGCAGGUACAUCUUGAAACGGAUCCACGUUUCGCGUUCGCGCGUGUAAAGGGCGACAUAUGUCUCGUUCAAUUGCAUCCAAUCCAAUCCGAGACAUCACAAGAAUCCCUAGCGAUUCUCGUUUUUCGGCACGAGUUUGUGUCCAUCUUCCGGUAUUCGCAUGACCUAUGCGUGUCACCCGAAGACAUCCGUGUUCUCGAGCUUCUUGACGAAGACCGGAUACGCUAUGAGGAAGACAAUGGCACUGUCUUCCUAGCAAAGGACCUCAUGGCUCAACUUCGAAGGAUAAUUGAUGCGAGUAAUAUGAUAAGAUUGCAGAGGGGAAGGCAGGGGUAUAGAAGACGGUCAAAUUAGGGUGUCACAGGUGACAGGGGAUAUUCAUCGUUUGAACAAUUCAUAUCAUAUGUAAGUAUACUCUCAUAUUUAUGGGCUGGUUAGCUAUUUCUUGUAAUACCCUAUGUAGCAUCAUGGCAAUUGUACUCGCAUCGGUGACAGACGCAUUGUAUCUCAUCUCGAUAGUAUGUUGGACUCUCGCUGAUUCUGUAAGAUUGCGAAGCCUUUCCGACGCCACAACACGGCUAUCCACGCGCUGGACUUGUCCCCAUGCAUCUUCGGUAUCGAUCGUCAAAUCAACUAUGCGGAGCGGGUCGGCUGCAAGCCCUACAAGCCGAUUG